UUCGCCCGAUUUUUUUUCAUACUAUCUUUUUAUUCUUAGUAUUAAUUGGUUACUGUCUCUUUGGUUUCAUCUGCCUUUCAUCAAAAUUAAACUUGCCUCAUCUUCCAUUGCUUUUUACCAUGUCCCACUACAAAAUUGCUGAUAUCUCCUUAGCUGCCUUUGGUAGAAAGGAAAUUGAAUUGUCCGAACAUGAAAUGCCUGGUUUGAUGGAAAUCAGAAAGAAGUACGCUGCUUCUCAACCUUUAAAGGGCGCAAGAAUUGCUGGUUGUCUUCAUAUGACAAUUCAAACUGCAGUCUUGAUUGAAACUUUAGUUGCUUUAGGUGCCGAAGUUACCUGGACCUCCUGUAACAUUUUUUCAACUCAAGAUCACGCAGCAGCAGCAAUUGCUGCCACUGGUGUUCCAGUUUUUGCCUGGAAGGGUGAAACUGAAGAAGAAUACCUUUGGUGUAUUGAACAACAACUUUUCUCCUUCAAAGAUGGAAAGAAAUUGAACUUGAUCUUAGAUGAUGGUGGAGAUUUAACUUCUCUCGUUCAUGAAAAAUACCCUGAAAUGUUAGAAGGUUGUUAUGGUUUAUCUGAAGAAACCACCACUGGGGUUCACCAUUUAUAUAAGAUGGUCAAGGAUGGUAAAUUAAAGGUUCCUGCCAUUAACGUCAAUGAUUCAUGCACCAAAUCUAAAUUUGAUAAUUUAUACGGUUGCAGAGAAUCUUUAAUUGAUGGUAUCAAAAGAGCAACUGAUGUCAUGAUUGCCGGUAAAGUCGCCGUUGUUUGUGGUUUUGGUGAUGUCGGUAAAGGUUGUGCCAUGGCUCUUAGAGGUAUGGGAGCUAGAGUCAUCAUCACUGAAAUUGAUCCAAUCAAUGCUUUGCAAGCUGCUGUUUCUGGUUAUCAAGUUUCUCCAUUGGAAGAAGUUACCUCAAUUGGUCAAAUUUUUGUCACAACUACUGGUUGCAGAGAUAUCAUCACUGCAGAACACUUUUUAAAAAUGCCUGAAGAUGCAAUUGUUUGUAACAUUGGUCAUUUCGAUAUUGAAAUUGAUGUCGCUUGGAUUAAAGCAAACAAUGUUGAACACGUUAACAUCAAACCACAAGUUGAUCGUUAUCUUUUAGAGUCUGGUAAACAUGUUAUCUUAUUAGCUGAAGGUAGAUUGGUCAACCUUGGUUGUGGUACUGGUCACUCUUCAUUUGUCAUGUCCUGUUCUUUUAGUAAUCAAGUUUUAGCUCAAAUUGCUUUAUUUAAUGCCAAUAACAAAGAGUUUAGAGAAAAAUUUGUUGAAUUUGAAAAAACUGGUCCAUUUGAUGUUGAUGUUUAUGUUUUACCUAAAAUUUUGGAUGAGACUGUUGCCAGAUUACACUUGGAUCAUUUAGGAGCUAGAUUGACCAAAUUGACCACCAAACAAAGUGAUUACUUGGGUGUUCCAGCUGAAGGUCCAUUCAAACCAGACACUUACCGUUAUUAGAGCUCUCUUUACUUAUCAUUUUUUUAAAUUGAUCAGUAUUAGUAUAUUUUAACCAAUUUUUUUAUUUUUUUGCAUCAACUGCAUCUUUCUUACUAUUAUUAUUAUUAUUAUUAUUAUUAUUAUUGAAACUUGGUUUACUUCACUUAUGUUAUUUUUUUUAUCCUAAAAUUUGUUUAUUUAGUUCAACAGCAUGAUUUUCUUAAUGAUCAUUUUUAUCAUUUUUAUCUGUUUUAAUAAUUCAACUUAGAUUUUUUUGUAAUGUUAGUACUAAUCUUACUAUUUAU
Molecule: messenger RNA, 1741 nt
Organism: Ascoidea rubescens DSM 1968
Lineage: Eukaryota; Fungi; Ascomycota; Saccharomycetes; Ascoideales; Ascoideaceae
Gene: SAH1
Product: adenosylhomocysteinase
Exons: 1
Coding region: 120-1457 (445 amino acids)
Biological process (GO): L-methionine cycle
Cellular component (GO): cytosol
Molecular function (GO): adenosylhomocysteinase activity
Source: RefSeq, a predicted model, not a curated record